GAAGAGGGAUAGAGAUGAAGUGAGAGGGAGAGCAAGAGAGAUGAAGGGAGAGGGGGCAGCCUAGAGCCGUGGACAGGUCGAGUGGACACGUCAGCCCCAGGCAGUCACUGCCGGCCCUGCUCCCAUUGACCGAGCUCCAGGUGGGAGUCUCCCAGCCUCAUCCCGCCCACCCUGCCCGAUACUUAUUGAGCUUUGACAGGUGCUGAGGGUUUUGUUGAAGGGGAGCGACUGUGGCCUCGCUCCGAGACCGACCGUGCGUGUGGUGCAAGAAGGUGCAUGUUGUCUGCCUAGUCCCGAGGAAAGUGAGAGAGAGAGAGAGAAAGAGAAAAAGAAAGAAAAGAGAGUGUCCAAGAUUUCUCCAGAGAGAGUUGAGCCCAAGUGGAGCCUGUGGCCAUGACUCAAAUCGAAUCUCAUGUAACGUACAAUCACAACACGUAUGUGGUGGAAGAAUAUAUGCUUCAGGAAGAUGAUUGGGACCGCGAUCUCCUCCUCGACCCAGCCUGGGAGAAGCAGCAACGCAAGACAUUCACGGCCUGGUGCAACUCUCACCUGAGGAAGGCGGGGACACAGAUCGAGAACAUCGAGGAUGACUUCCGCAAUGGCCUGAAGCUGAUGCUGCUGCUGGAGGUCAUCUCUGGUGAGCGACUGCCCAAGCCGGACAAGGGCAAGAUGCGUUUCCACAAGAUCGCCAACGUCAACAAGGCCCUGGACUACAUCUCCAGCAAGGGCGUCAAGCUGGUGUCCAUCGGAGCCGAGGAGAAAUCGGACGGCAACCUGAGCAUGACCCUCGGAAUGAUCUGGACCAUCAUCCUCCGUUUCGCCAUCCAGGACAUCUCUGUGGAAGAAACCUCGGCCAAGGAGGGGCUACUGUUGUGGUGUCAACGCAAGACGGCUCCUUACCGCAAUGUCAACGUCCAGAAACUUCCACAUCAGGACGAUCCCAUUGGAAAUUUGAACCAGGCUCUUUUCGAAGUGGCUGAGAAUAUCUGGACAUCCCUAAAAAUGUUGGACGCUGAAGACAUCGUGAACACCCCCAAACCAGACGAGAAGGCCAUCAUGACCUACGUGUCGUGUUUCUACCACGCCUUUGCUGGGGCCGAACAGGCUGAGACGGCCGCCAACAGGAUCUGCAAAGUCCUUGCAGUGAACCAGGAGAACGAGAAGUUGAUGGAGGAGUACGAGAAGCUGGCCAGUGAGGUGGAGAAGACGAUGCUCUCCCAUGCCUCAGAAACUCUGGAGGACUUCCCCGAUUUCCUUCCCCUUUCCAAGCCCCCGCGGGUCCUCUUCUGCCAUCUGGAGAUCAACUUCAACACUCUGCAGACCAAGCUUCGGCUCAGCAACCGGCCCGCCUUCAUGCCCUCCGAGGGCAAGAUGGUGUCCGACAUCGCCAACGCCUGGAAGGGGCUGGAGCAGGUGGAGAAGGGCUACCCUUUCCCUCUGCUCUUCCGAGAUACUUCUUUUCUCUUCCUCUUGACCAUCUGGCCUCUCUCUUUUCAAGCAGAAGUCCUCCCCUGCUCCGAGGCCUGGACUACCGUACGGGGGAGGUUUUCCUCUGAGGGGAAGUGGAAGGAGGAGCUGCUGAUCCGCAAGGACUACGAGUCGGCCUCGUUGAUGGAGAUCCGAGCUCUCACCCGCAAGCACGAGGCCUUCGAGAGUGACCUGGCGGCCCAUCAGGACCGUGUGGAGCAGAUAGCUGCCAUCGCCCAGGAGCUCAAGUCCCUCUCCUUCUCUUCCCUCUCUCUCUCUCUCUCUCUCUCUCUCUCCCUCUCUCUCUCUCUCUGUCCCUCACAGAGUCUGAUCACAGCCCAUGAGCAGUUCAAAGCCACACUGCCUGAAGCAGACAAGGAGAGGAUGGCCAUUAUGGGAAUCCAAAACGAGAUCAGCAAGAUUGCCCAGACCUACGGCAUCAAACUGUCGGGCAUCAACCCCUACACCAACCUCAACCACCAGGAGGUGGCCGGCAAAUGGGACAAGGUGAAGACAUUGGUCCCGCACCGAGACCAGACUCUGCAAGAGGAGCUCGCCCGACAACAGUCUAAUGAGCGUUUAAGACGCCAAUUUGCCGCUCAGGCCAACAUCAUUGGCCCUUGGAUCCAAACCAAGAUGGAGGAGAUCGGACACAUAUCCAUCGAUAUCGCCAGCUCGCUGGAGGACCAGAUGAACCACCUCAAGCAGAACGAGCAGAACAUUGUCAACUACAAGUCCAACAUCGACAAGCUGGAGGGAGACCACCAGCUCAUCCAGGAGGCCCUGAUAUUCGACAACAAACACACCAGCUACACCAUGGAGCAUAUCCGGGUGGGCUGGGAGCAGCUGCUGACCACCAUCGCCCGGACCAUCAACGAGGUGGAGAACCAGAUACUGACCCGUGACGCCAAGGGCAUCAGCCAGGAGCAGCUCAACGAGUUCCGCGCCUCCUUCAACCACUUCGACCCUUCGAGGAACGGCAAAAUGGAGCCCGACGAUUUCCGCGCCUGUCUCAUCUCCAUGGGAUACGACCUGGGUGAGGUGGAGUUCGCCCGCAUCAUGACCCUUGUGGACGCCAACAACACGGGCGUGGUCACCUUCCAGGCCUUCAUCGACUUCAUGACCCGAGAGACCGCGGAGACCGACACGGCAGAGCAGGUCAUGGCCUCCUUCAAGAUCCUCGCCUCCGACAAG
Messenger RNA from Leucoraja erinaceus (little skate), 2661 nucleotides. Its product is annotated as alpha-actinin-1-like. Gene Ontology annotation, biological process: actin cytoskeleton organization; muscle cell development. Gene Ontology annotation, cellular component: plasma membrane; Z disc; cell junction. Lineage: Eukaryota; Metazoa; Chordata; Chondrichthyes; Rajiformes; Rajidae. Gene Ontology annotation, molecular function: calcium ion binding; actin filament binding. The record is from RefSeq and is a predicted model, not a curated record.